Molecule: messenger RNA, 936 nt
Organism: Leptopilina heterotoma
Lineage: Eukaryota; Metazoa; Arthropoda; Insecta; Hymenoptera; Figitidae
Product: trypsin eta-like
Exons: 6
Coding region: 51-869 (272 amino acids)
Biological process (GO): proteolysis
Molecular function (GO): serine-type endopeptidase activity
Source: RefSeq, a predicted model, not a curated record
UUGUCGCCAGUUGGUUAUUGGACACAAGCGUUAAUUAAAUUUCAUUAACAAUGAGUUCAUUCCCAAAAGUUUAUUGUCUUUUGGCAAUUUUUCUUACAGGAUUAAACUAUGAGAUAGUAUUGGCACAAAAUAGAAUAGUAGGGGGAACUGAAACUACAAUCGAAAUGUUUCCUCAUAUGAUUCGUGUUCAAGUUGGAAUAAAAAAUUCAAAUUUGGCAAGUAUAUGUGGUGGUUCAAUUAUUGGUAGUGAAUGGGGUCUUGCAGCAGCACAUUGCUUUGGAAAUCCACAAAUUGAUUACAAUAAAAUAUCUGUAAUUGCUGGUACUGCUGAUAUAAAAAAUUUAGCAAAAACUGCAAAACAACAUAAAGUAAUAAAAGUUGUUCGAAGUCCAUAUUAUAAUCCUAAUGACGAUAAUCGAAAAGUUGGAGGUGACAUCGCUGUAUUUAAAGUAACUCCACCCUUCGCUUAUAGUAGUGCAAUUCAACCAAUUAAAUUACCACAAAAAGGGCAACCAUUAAUAACAAAUUAUGGCACACUUUCAGGAUGGGGAAAAAUAAGACCAAGUGGACCAGGUUCUGAUAAGUUGCUCUCCGUUACUGUACCCUUACUUGAAUUGAACAAAUGUAAAGCUAAAUAUCUGCAAAGUGGCAUAAAAUUCAAAGAAGGGGAAAUUUGUUACGGAUUCCAUGAGGGAACAACAACUCGCGAUUCAUGCGAAGGCGAUUCUGGUGGUCCACUUAUCAAUUACAACAGAGUGCAACUUGGAGUAGUUUCAUAUGGUGUCGAAUGUGGAACGACAGGAUUUCCGGGGGUUUACGCUGAUGUUCUUUAUUUCCGUGAUUGGAUUAAGCAAGAAACAGGAAUAUGAUUUGAAAAAUUUUAUUAUAUGAUAUCUGUAAUAGUUUUUGCAGAAAUAACACUGGGAUAAAAAACUG